This is a messenger RNA of Macroventuria anomochaeta, 1192 nucleotides long. RefSeq lists its product as uncharacterized. The transcript has a single exon. The record is from RefSeq and is a predicted model, not a curated record. NCBI's taxonomy places the organism in Eukaryota, Fungi, Ascomycota, Dothideomycetes, Pleosporales, Didymellaceae. Bases 1 to 1095 code for a protein of 364 amino acids.
AUGAGCGAGCCUUUGUUCGACGGGAAGCUGAGUAGCGCAUCAAAACCGAGGAAAUGCGAUAUCGUCAAUACGUUCUGGCCGGACCUUCGACUUGUGGAACAUGAUUUGAUUGAAGACGAUUAUGCAGACCUACUGCGGAUUAUCGAUGAGACCCUCAGGAGCCUUGCACACCACAAAGCAAGUUUCGCGGACCAGUUUUUAGGCGACUUCCUCACAACGGUCACCCAGAUAAGGGAGCAUCAAGAUACGGCCAAGACAACGCUCAUCGACAUCGUUGUAGACAGCAGGUAUCCCGGCGCUCCUCGAGAUACUGUUGUUCGUUCCAUUGAGCUCGCAGCUCGCCUUUGGCUUGGAGUCAAUAUCUGCUCGCGCGUAACAUCGAUAGGUCCCUCGAACCCCAAGGAUAGUUGUAUCGAAUGGUCGAACAAUCGAUCGCUUUCAGAAGUAGUUGCUGAACAGUUUGAACGGAAGGCUAUUGCUGCGAUAGAUGAUGACCUGUCCCUGAACAUCUCCUUCACAGCUGUGAAGCUGAUGAGAAAGCGCGGCGUGCAAAUCCGAUGGACAGACAGUUUGGUAGAGCACCUGAAGCUGGAAGGGCCUGCUGGGGAUCGGAGCCUAUCGAUAUAUGGCCAGAAGCUACGUCUGAUCAACCAUCACAAGGACCGUGAAACGAAAAUGCUGAAACGUCAGAUGCUAGAGGAAGCCAUCUAUACGCUCGACCUGCUCUUUCCCGUGAGCGACCUGGAGACCAUCAAGUUUCUAAAAGAUCAAAGACUCCAUUUCAACGGCUUAGCUCCGUACGAUGAAGCCCCCGUGCUGAACAACCUUAACGGGUUCGUCUACUGGAGGAGGAACUUGGAGCAACUGUUGAGGCUUCUGAAUGGCCCUCCCGAAACCACUGGACAGAUGCUGCGUGACAAACGAAGUCUCGUCACAUUAUGGAUAGGAAUCUUCGGAGUUCUCAUAGUGACCAUCCUGUUCGGUAUUUUAGCGACAGUCUUUGCAGCGAUACAGUACGUAGUAGCUGUGCGGUCAUACAACCUGGCUUUGGCUUUGGCCUGCAUGCAGACUCCAGCGCCAUCAGGCUUCUGUUAGGACUACGACGAGGCAGUUAGCGUCAAACAAGCCCGCCAUAGCAGGUCAGCCGUGCACGAAAAGAAUAUGAGCGUUGGGUAUUGCCUGCGAGGUGAAC